This is a messenger RNA of Homarus americanus (American lobster), 866 nucleotides long. RefSeq lists its product as uncharacterized. Bases 126 to 770 code for a protein of 214 amino acids. Gene Ontology annotation, cellular component: extracellular region. The record is from RefSeq and is a predicted model, not a curated record. NCBI's taxonomy places the organism in Eukaryota, Metazoa, Arthropoda, Malacostraca, Decapoda, Nephropidae. Gene Ontology annotation, molecular function: chitin binding. The transcript is spliced from 3 exons.
GUCAACACAUAUCAGAUGUCAUUGGAUCGGGAGAGGCGACUGCGCAUGCGUCAGCAACCACACACAGAUAUAUUACGUGGGUCCAGUGUGGCAGUGUUACCAGAGCCAGCAACAGCAUCAGAGAAAUGUUGUCAGCACUUCCCAUAACUCUCAUCCUUACCCUCCUGGUGAGGGAAAGUAUACAGGCUUGUGCCCCAUACUGUUCAGGCCAUAAAGCUGGAGAUAAGGUGAGGGACCCCACAGACUGUACAAAAUACUACGUGUGCAUCAACGCAGGUGGCCAGGUAAUCCCAUCGACGGAGCCCGAAGACUGCACGGAUGGUGAUUACUUUGAAUACCAUCGUUCGAGAUGUGAACCCAUAUCAGGUGCCCCGGUGGGCUUCUGCUCCCCCCUUUGUAAUCCCUGUGUACCAUACUGUGAACAUGCCGGCCAGCUCACACCCGAUCCCUUUGACUGCUCUAUCUAUUACGUCUGCCUCGACGACGGCCACUUAUUACAGCAGGACUGUCCCUCUGAUGCAGGCUACUUCAACUUCAGGACAGGGGAUUGUGUUGACGACGACAGUGUCUGCUACGGAUACUGCGACAUCUGCAAGCCUCACUGUGUUGCUAAUGGUGAGAAAGUGCCGGAUCCUUUUGACUGUCACAAUUUCUACCAGUGUAGUCCUCCAGAUGCUAUUCUUGGCACCUGCCCACACGACGGGGUGUUCAACAGAGUCUCUCACUACUGUGAAUCAGACGCUGAAUGUAUUGUUGACUGUCAAACAUAAUUUGUAAAUUUAACUUCUACAAUAUAAGACUGGUGUUGAAUAUGUGAAUAUAAGGAGUAUUUAAAAAAAUCAUAAAAUAAUCAUAUUCUUAUUUAA